GAAAGUUUAAAGUUGAUUGUAGUCAAUUGGGAGAUCAAUUCGCCCGUGAGGUUCUUACCGUGCAGUCCUUCCACAUCGUCCGGCAAGAGCCAUGACUGGGUUUAGCGACAAGCCCAUAUUAAUCGAUGGGAAAGGCCACCUUCUUGGAAGGUUGGCUUCCGUCAUCGCAAAAGCAGCCCUUAAUGGAAAUAGGGUCGUCGUCGUGAGGGCAGAACAAAUCAACAUUUCUGGAAAUUUCUUCAGGAGUAAACUGAAGUACCUGUCCUUCUUGAGAAAAAGAUGUAACAUCAAUCCUGCAAGAGGCCCAUUCCACUUCCGUGCACCUAGCAAAAUUUUGUACAGGACAAUUAGAGGCAUGGUCCCGCACAAGAUUGAACGUGGGAAGGCAGCUUUGAGGAGGAUCAAGCUGUACGAAGGCUGUCCUUCUCCUUAUGACAAGAGGAAAAGGAUGGUCGUCCCAAGUGCCAUGAGGGUACUCUGUCUUAAACCUGGCAGAGCUUACUGCCAUCUCGGUCGCCUAUCACAUGAAGUUGGCUGGAAGUACAAGGAUGUCGUUAGAGCUCUUGAGACCAAGAGGAAAGUGAGAGCAGUUUUUGACAUCCGUAGGAGGAAGGGUCUUAAGGAAUUGACUAAAGCUGCAGGAAAGAAAGUAUCGAAAGCUACAGCUCCUUACACUGCUGUUGUCAACUCUUAUGGAUACCGAUAAUUUUUAUCAAUAAAUUUUUAUCUAACCAGCUAA
Cimex lectularius (bed bug) is the source of this 739-nucleotide messenger RNA. It is a transcript of the gene RpL13A, whose product is annotated as 60S ribosomal protein L13a. Gene Ontology annotation, molecular function: mRNA binding; structural constituent of ribosome. Gene Ontology annotation, biological process: translation; negative regulation of translation. The transcript has 5 exons. NCBI's taxonomy places the organism in Eukaryota, Metazoa, Arthropoda, Insecta, Hemiptera, Cimicidae. The coding region runs from base 92 to 706 and encodes 204 amino acids. Gene Ontology annotation, cellular component: ribosome; cytosolic large ribosomal subunit. The record is from RefSeq and is a predicted model, not a curated record.